CUCUCUCUCUCUCUCUCUCUCUCUCUCUCUCUCUCUCUCUCUCUCUCUCUCUUUCUCUCUCACGGUGGCGUUGUAGCAUAUAUCGUGAAUUUUGCAGGAAUUGAAUAACGUCGAGGAAUUGAUGCGUCAACGAUUUUACAUUCGUGAGAAAAACUGCGUUCAGGAAACACAAUAGUUGAAUGAACGCUUAGUGCCAUUUUCUUUUAGAUUUACCGUGGAUCCAAAAGAAUAUCAAAGGCGAUAAUCGCUCAACAGUUGCACAACCGUAAUAUUUUUUAAACGCACUCAAAAUUACAGAAUUUUCUAAUGAACUCUCGCGUGUACUCUCGUUGUAUCCGAUUUCCCGCGGAGAGAAAAGGUCGAUUGGAAUAAUUGUGUAAUUGUGGAAUAAUUAUAAAGGAAGCGUUUGCGCGAAGAGAUCGCGUAUCACACCACAGAUACGCGAAGACUUGGUUGGAAAAAUUGGUAGAAAGCCGAGGAGAGAAAGCAGGAUCGACGAAGAGGAAGAGCCCACGACGCGCUGUUUUCGCGUCCGCGGAUGUAAAAAUAAGACAUUGCCGAAGUGGAUCUCGUCCCCACACGUUUUCGUAGAUCCGAAAGUGUACUAUCGGCUGCUUUCUGACGCGCAAGAAAGUCGCGCGUGAUCGAUCUUAAUUUAGAAUUCCCUCUCACGUACUUCGCGUACGCGAUCGAUGAUCCAUUCUGGGGAGCGUUUGCUCGCGUCGCCGACACAGGGCUGUUACCUUUCGCGAAGAAAUCCGCGAUCGCCAUCGGCCAUCGCUUGCGUUUUGACAUCGAUGUUGAGAUCGAGGUGGCGCGUUUUUCGCCGGAUUUAUAAAUACGCGUGUCAUGGAAUAUGGAACGCGGAGCUGCAUUUGACGUAACAACACCGCGGGCAGGUGCGCGCUUGCCGGAGGUAGAAAAAGGGAGCCGAUUGCACACGCGUAAACUCAUUGCGACGAUGUCGCAGUGUCAAUAGCGUGAGUCGCGGUGCGAUCCAAGUGGAAGCACGCAGACGCGCGAUCACUAACUCGCAAAUUUCGUUGAAUUCCGUUCAGUCGAGGUAUCUUUUCGCUUCGCUUGGCUUCGACCAAGGAGGUUCUCUUGACAACGGAGAAUCUUCUCGAGAAGCGCGACAUCAUGGCGACCUUUUUCGCAUAAACUCGUGUGAAUUUAAAGAUCUCUCGAAUAAAUCGUAAAGAAUCGGAAGCUCGUAUGUUCCAAGAGAACUUGGAAAAUUCCAAAUCUGAUUCGAAGGCUCUUCCUUGAGUGGUCUCCGCGAGAUAGAAUAGAGCUUUCCAAGCAAUAAGAGAUUUUGUAGGAAAACUAAAGAAAUGCUCCUUUUUACGACGAUUUUCGAUCUUUCUAUCGUCCGAGUUUGAGAAGCUUAAAUUCGCGACAUUGGCAAAGUCAUUGAAAUCGAGUCUAUUAUCCCUCGCGAAUCGUUUUCGCCCUUUUCGCCCUCUCCGAUUUAUCCUCCAGUAUACUAACAUUCGAAAGGACAAAGAAAGAGAGAGAGAGAAAGAGAUAGAUAAAGAGUCGCUCACAGAUAAGAAGAAGAGGAACGCUACAGGCAACGCAGCAGGUAGAUAGUUGUGAAAGUGCGGUGGUUCUUCCAACACGCAUGCCUGAAACUCGUUGACGCCGUCGCGGUUGUCGUCGUCGUCGUCGUCGUCGUCGUCGUCGCCGUCGCGCCUUCGUAUCGACGAGUCGCUCGCUACAGCCGAAACGAGCUUCUUCGCGUGUGCCGACGACGAGGAUGCGCAAGAGGACGGAAGGACAACAACAAAGAGAAAAAACGCAAGAGCGACGAAAGCAGAGGAGGCCGAGGCGUGUCGGAUCACCUGAUUCGCGUUACUUAUGAAGAGAACGGUCUACGUGACCGGGUCGACAACACCACGUGUCUCUCUGUGACGCCGUCGCUGUCGUCGCGCUUGGCGACGCGCCCGUGCGUCCGCGACCACCUGCGACGGUGCUCGGUUAGCGUCGGCCAGCGUCGGGAUCGGGGGAUAAUUAAAGCGCCGGAAGCGGAGGGAGGGAAGAUCGCGACGGUGGUUCUUGCCAGGAGGAAGACGUCAUUCGCGACUUCGGGUUGCGUUGCGACAAAAACGUAGCAUGGUCGUCAGAGCAAAGUGGAACACGCUCGGAGGUAGAGGUGUAGGUAGGCGACCUGAGGAGGACCUCGUGAUAAGAGAGCGAGGUCGCGAGAGGUUGAGGUAGAAGUGCCUCCUCAGCGAACAGGAAACAACGUCGCUUGCUCGGGACCGCGGGAAGUGCGUGCGGUUCCGCCGCGGGAGGACGUCGUCGUCGGCUGUGGUCCCGUCAUUUUUCGUCAUCCUCACGUGACAACACAGGCAAGAAGAAGUGUGCGCGUUUGCGGCGGAUUGCGGUGAUAUCGCGUAUCCGCGAGCGCAUGUCACCAGCGCGAAUCACGCUCGCGGAUGAAUAUCCGCGCGGAAGACAGAGACGGCAGUGAUUUAUUUCGGCACGCUGCACUUUCGGAGGCAGAAGAGAGCAGCGGGAGAGGAAGCGAGAGGGAGGGGAAACGGACGGCUCUCGCGUGGCGAGAAAAAGAGAGGUCGCGGGAUAGAGCGUGAGUGAGCCCGCUGCUUGCGUCAGUGGAGUACGCCGCGAGGAAACAGCCGCGUUGUUAGUCGCGGAGCGAAUCGCCUCUCUCGACCGCAAAAGUCCACGCAGGGCAGAAGAGACGAGAAACAGACGGAAAUUGCGGAUGGAAUUCCAGUGUGGACGGACGCGUGCGUCCUCCGUGUGCACGCGUGCAUCAGUGCGCUCCAACGGGACGAAGCAGAAGAGCGCGUUUCGAUUUCGAAGGUGCGCCUGGAGGAGCUGAGUGAAGGACUCGUCGAGCCAGCCGAUCCUGACGCUAUACGCGUCUGCUGGAGCUCUAGCGGUGAAGCGAUCGAAGAAAAGACUCCGCGGAACUCGAUUCACGCUAUGACGCGUGAAGGAAGAAAUGCGGACCACAGGAUAACGACGAGGUACUCGACGAUCGCGAGAGUGCACCUUUAUCCGCCGAUUUAACACUAUCAUAUUGAGUAUACACGCGCAAAAUUGUCGUAGAAGACUCUUCUGGCCAGGUGUGACGGCAGACUUCUCGCAGAGAGGUUCGUCGCGGAGAGGAGGAGAGAUUCCACAGACGGUCUCUUGAAUUUACGCUACUACGCAAACAGUGGAAUAAUCCACGCGGCUGUAAAGGUGAAGAAAUUGGCGGCGAUAAGCGCCAGUACUAUCUAAUCACGGAAUCGCUCGCGUCGUGUACACAACGCGAUUCGUUUUAAUCGGCAUGGCGCGUGUAACGUUCCGAGUUUCGCUCCGUUCGCGCUGAUCGACAUGGUGUCAAUCUGGAUACAAGCGGUGGAUCAUCCGGUUACAGUCCGAUCGAGGAACCUUCAGCCCGAUCUUUUCUCCGAUCGUCUCUGUGGUCCGGAAGAAUCGAAGGACGAUGCACUGGUGUUGAUGCGCGAAGCGCGCGCCAAAGUCGUACCACGAGAGAAACGCAGACAACCUUUGCCCUUUAAUCGUUUUCGCCGACCGGAAGCAGAUCAAUGAUUAUGCUGUGACGUAUUCAUAAUAAUCAAAGCAGUAGUAGACUUCAUGACUGAUGAUACGACUCCAAGUCGGUGGUGAUCGCACGAUCGACGUUCGUUUCCGCGCGACAGAAGGGUGAAACUCGAACCGAGUGAGAGAAGAGUCUACUCUAUUGAGUUGACGAGUUGUUCUUCUUAUUAUCGACACGAUAACGUUCCAGUUAAUUGGACUCGAUCGAUCUCACAGGAUCCGAAAGAGAAGACAACUGCGAUCGAGCUCGACAACGAUCUCGUUGAUUUGUACGGACUAUUAUCGAGUCGACCUCGUCGAGGUCGACGGAACGUUGUCCAGUGUCGAGUCAAAGGUUUCUCCGGUCUCAGAAGUGUCGUCGACACAUUCGGCAUCGCGAAUACACCACCGCGAACAGAAACAACCAGCAGAGUGCGAACGUUUGUGGACGGGCGUGCGAUAAUUUCGCACGAACUCGCGACUAGUCAUCGAUCGACCGCCAGACGCCGUGCGCCGCGACGCCCUCUCCUUGCCUUGCUGCUUGCUGGUUGCGUCCCCACCUGUCUGUCCUCCCAGUCGUGUCAGACAUUUACGUAUCACGUCGGAAACACACGCCUGGCGUUCUCUCCUCUUGCCCCUUUCUUACUCACUCAUUCCCUUCUCUUUUUCUAUCCUUGUUCCCAUCUCUCUUUAUCUCUGUUUCCUCAUCUUCCUCUGUCUCUCUUCGCAUCUUUCUCCCCGGAUCAUCCACCGCAGGGGCCUCCACCGCAGAUCCUAUUCCUUUGGCGUGCGAGUCGCGCCCGCGCGACGUGACAGUUCGCAGAUAGAGUCCUGCUGUGCGGGUGAAGGAAAAAAAUCACUUUUUCCCACGUCAUCAUCAUCAUCAUCAUCGUUGUCGUCGUUGACUAGUCCGUCCAUCCGUGCCAACGUGAGCGUCGUAGAUGUCAUAGGUGUCACACACAGGUGACGGUACCAACAGCCACGCGUCGUCGUGGCGUCUAUCGCGACGGGCAGCCCCCGAAGAUGUGUUGCGGCGUGUUUCAACGUGUGCGCAAAAAAUGAGUGACUGAGUUUAACGUAACAAAUCACAUUGUUGUUCGCGAAAUAUCGCUCUAGUGAGUGCUACGUGUUCAUCGCCGGAACGGUGAUUCUCUGGGCGACGAUACGCAACGACGAUAAACAAUCCCGGCGGACGAUACGCCGAGACACGAGGGUGUGCGUGUCCGAGGGAUCAGACAGAAUUUCAUUCGGAUACCGCGGAUUAGUCCGCGUCUGAUAGGCUACGCCGAAGAACGAAGAAUUUUGUUCUCGCAGAUGCGAGGGAUUAUUUCGGAGCGAGAAAGUUGGCUGGAAGAACAGAUAAAUCCCUCUAUCCGGUCGGCGAUACGUCCAUGCGCGCGCCCGAUGUCGAUUGGGUAUACACGACGCGUACACAGCCAGGAGAGACAACACAUACGUACUCUUUUUUUUUUUUUCAUCAGAAGAGUCGCUCGACCGAGCGCGUCUUUUAAUCACACCUAGACAGUCCAAAGACAGUCUGGUCGAAUAACUCGAGCUUCAGAGGUAAGGCUCGCGAAAAGUAGAAGACGAACGACGAAGCGAUGUUCUGCUUCCAAAGCCCGUUCACGAGAGCAUCGCGCGGCGUCGGCUCGACCGCGUCGUUGUCAACGAGCAAAGCAAAGUCAUCGCUGGUCAGCGCCAUCCUGUCACCGACCAACAAGACGUCCAACAACUCGACCGAGUGCAACAGACGAGGCUCUGAGGCGACCAGCGAGGGUUCCAACUCCUCCAUCAGAUACAUCGACCAGGCUUCGAUGUCAGGAGGUAGCAGCACGGAUACUCUGCCGGGUAUCCGUGCCGAUUACCUGGACCCUGAACCAUUAUCACCCGGCACGGUAGCGGAUGCUCUCACCUCACCGAGCGGCAUCACAGUUGUCCUAAACGAGAACAACGAGCGGCAGAUUCUAUCUCAGAAGAAGACUCAGCAAGAGCACGUUGCUCCGCGCUGCCAGUCGUUGCCAUCGCCGACGAACAAGUCCAACGGCAACUGUUCCACCGGUAGUAGAUGGCGGCGGAAGCUUCUGCUGCGCCUUCGCUCCAACGACUCCUACAACUCGAACAACGGCGAGGCCUGUUCCUCUUCGACGUCGCCAUCGCCCGCGAGCGAAUCCACAGCGGAUUCGUCGGGCUCCUCGAGGAACCCGACGCGUACCGAUGAGGGCACGACGCAAGGCAACGUCACGGCGACGACUGUCUCGUCGCCGUCGGUGCAGAUCGACGUGACGGAAAGCCCGCGAAACGAUACGGUCGCUGUUUCGAUCGGCGACAUACCGUCUCUAGAAAACGGCUUCAGCGAGCCCGAGGAGGACGAAGAGGAUGUCUGUAAUCCGGAGACGGAGACAGAGGAGGGCUCUUCCUUGCCAUCCAGCCCAGCUGCAGCUUCCACCGUCGGUCUGGCCUCUUCCACCGUUCCUUACUACGACUUUCUGUCGGUGAGCGGCGGCGCGAUGCGCCAGGAGACCACCAGCACCAGCUCGCCGCAGUUAUCGUCGGGUGCGAGUAUGCGCGACUCCAGCGUGGAGUCGCCACCCGCCGAUACCUGCAGCUCCUACGGCGAGGAUAGCAGCCCGGGUAUCGACUCGUUGAAGCCCGAGGGCUUGGACACGUCCGGCUGUCUGCCGGUUGCGAGGUCCUGCCCGAACCUGGAGAGACAGAGCGCCGGUUGCUCGUCGGCUAGCGGCUCGUCCAGUCCGAGUCCGAGUCCCGGUCCAGCGGGGCCCAGGUUCAAGCCGCUCGAGGAGGGUGACAUACAAGUGUGCUACCUGAAUCACACCAAGACCCUCGUGAGAAAGAUCUUGUCGAGCAAGUUUCUCAGACGCUGGGAGACGCAUCAUCUCUACCUCAACGACGCCUGCCUGUCCUCCAAGACGCUCACGGGUUUCUUUCAGCAACCCGUGCCGUACAGCAGCAUGUCGGAGGUGCGAAAGUACGUUGUCGCCAGAUGGGACCCCGCGUACAAGAACUGCCUCAGCAUCGUCCUGCCAGAUGGUUCGCUUCUUCUGCAAGCCAGCAACGCUUAUACGAGGGACCAGUGGUAUCACUCGAUAUUAUGGAAAAAGAGCAUCUUCAAGUACCAACACCUAGUGUCUAUGAGCACGCGAGAAGAGGUGAUAUUACGCGAAUUGCGCACCAUGGUGGACUUUGCUCUGUGGACGCCGCUUCAGGACGAGAGGGUGGCAGGCGCCCCGUUGGAGGCGGUCGCCAAAUUGCUGGAAGAACCCGCCGUGGAAUCUGAUUCGGACGGCAAAACCGAGGAGAUUGUCCGCGAUCGCAGAAACUGGGCGGAAGCCGUGUUGUCCGUGGUGGCUCCUCUUCUGGAAAAGGCCGCGCCGCCGCCAGCACUCGCGCGAGCACUCGCCAGACUGGCGCAGCAGCAUCCGCGUUCACAACUCGUGCCCGCACUCAGUCCGGCGAUCACGAGAUGCUUGAAGCACACCGUUGACUUUGGCAAAUCGCCGGAUAUGAGGAAGUUGCUGCAGGUUUUCGUCGCUGCUUUAUACGAAAACAAUGAUGGCGAACAGGCGAUCAGAGACUACAUUUCGUCGGUUCACGGGCCAGGUAGCGAUUGUCCGCAUCCGAGAGUGCUUCCUAAUCUGGUGUCCAUAUGUGUUGCAGCUAUAUUCCAUAGAUUCGAGGUGUCGAGUCGCGUAUCGUCGAACGAGGACAGAUCGCCGUUGCUGCCGCCGUUACAGUGUUAUCUACUCGUUCUGAAUGUUGCAUCGGAGUAUGCCGACUGGCGUCCGGGUCUUGGUGCCCUGUUGCAGCCUGUUCCAUUUCCGGAAGAGGCUUUGGCCAUGAAGGAAGUGCAAGAGUCCGUGUUGAUGUGCGCGAUGCAACGAUUGGCGAAAGACCCGAGAUGUACGGUUCAUCGUGUGCUGCUGCCCGUCAGGGAACCGCGUCCAGGCUGGAUCCACAUCGCCGCACCGUCCAGCCCAGCCUGUCCGGAUCGCGGAGAGCUGUUCGGCGAGAUGCUGACAACCCUGCUGGCGUGUUGUUGCCGACGAAAGAGAUUUAUCGCGUCGCUGCUGAAACAAGCGGGCGACGAUUGCAUCUUGCUAGCGGUGCGAGGCUGCGACGCUGCGCAGGAGGCGCUCUGCUUGAUGCUCGAGUGGCGUUUGUUGGCGAACGAGGAGGCGAGGCUCCAGAUAGUCAACGCACUCGAGUCCACGGAGUCUGGAAAGGAGCGUUAUGCCGCACUCUGCCAGAGGCAGAAAAAUUUGCAAGAGCUGCAACAAAAGGGUGGACCGCGCAAGUUGACGCUACCAGUACGAGCAACCGACGCCGACGUUGCCCUUCUGCUGGGCGGUCGUGCCCUCGGUAACCUGGAGUGCCUCAGUUUGGCAUUUACUUCCGUGACGUCCGCGUGCGCGGAGCAGCUGAUAAAGUUACCGGCGCUGAGGUACUUGAACCUGUGGGCCACUCAAUUCGGCGACGCCGGCCUACAGAUGAUCAGUGAGCACCUGCAGAAGCUGCAGGUCUUGAAUCUCUGCGAGACGCCCGUGUCCGACAAAGGCAUCUCCACAUUGGCCUCAUUAACCAGCCUAAGAAAAUUGAAUCUGAACAGCACGAAGCUGUCGGCGCAGACGUUCGAGUCGCUGAAGAAGCGAUUGCCGGCUCUGCAGGAAUUCGACGUUCGAUACACGGAGGCCUGGUGACCCGAGGUUACGUCCAGCACCUCGCCCAUCGACAGCGUCGAUCGCGAUGCGAAAAUGAAGAAACAACGCUAAGGUGCUUGGUCGUUUGGACGAAAAUCCGAGAAAAGUCGUCGAUACGAAGCGACGCUAUAUCAUCCGUAUCAUCGAUAUAAUCGAUAGAAUCGACAGAAUAUCGAACGUCGAACGCGACAAAAUUCGAUCUUUCUAAUCGGCGACCUAACGAAGUAUAAUCGCCGAAGCAAUCCUUCUUCGGUUUUCCAAGAAGACGAGCAAACCAAGUCCUUUGCUACAAUACUGACCAGAAUGAGUGAAGAGGUUUCGUCGAGUCUUCGCAUAUAGCUUACACUUCUUCCGGUUUAAUCGACGAUUCGUUCUUCCCGUAAGGCAAUAAAGCACACGCGAUGAAUCGACGAUUACCGGUCGAGCCGCGUUCGCGUUAAUGCAUCUUCCAUUUCCACUAGAUAUUAUUCGAUCGACGUUCGAUGAACAGUUUCUCUUCGCGUCAGGCUAUCGAUCGUGCAGUUUUUCCCUAGAAGCGUGAAAUAUUUCAAGAGCUCCACAUCGUUCGGAAGGUCACACGAUCGCUGAUGAUCGUGAAGUUUGCGCGAAACUUCUCAUUCUCUACGAAAAAUCACGCUAGUUGAGAAAGAUACACAAUCGAUAACCAGCUGAUGCGUUCGGUGAUGUUCUCUUGCGAAGAAUAUCGAUUUAUACGCGUCUCUUCCACGUCGUCGCCGUCGUCGUCGGCGAGGGGAGUCGCGUUUCUCGAGGACAUUCCAGGGUCGCAAAUUCGUAGUUCAGUUUCCUUGUAAGAUUCAAACAAACGAUUGUCGAGCGACAGACGGUUUCGUCGUUUGCAUAGAAUGUGAGUCCGCUCGUAACGCAGACAGACGCGUGUUCUCCGAGUGCGAGACGAGCACGUGAUCGUGGAAGAGACGAUCUUGUAGAGUCGACAAGCUGUCUGAGUACCGUUCGGACAAGACAAAGGAAACAUUUGUGCGAGUAGACGCAGUAGACGAUUCACAAUAACGCGCUUGCCUCAAGCGGCAGCGGCGACGACGACGACGACGACGACGACAACGACAACGACGACGACGACGACGACGACGAGGACAACGUCUUUUUUUUAUCGAAAUGGAAAUCCGCGUUACGUUAUAUCUCACACGACCGAGGGUCGGUCAUCGUCGAGCUGUUAACUUUAUAGUUACGUUUUUCAGUAGAAUCUUCUUCAUCAUCUAACCAUAGUUUUAGGCGAGCGAAUUGUCUCAUCCAGUUUUUGGACGGUGGAGCGCUAAAAGCGCAAUGCACUUUUACCCGAUCUUCAGCCUUUUUUAUACUCGUGUACGUUAUUUUCCAACAAUAUUACUUUUCGGUAGCGAGUAGAGGUGCGAAUCCACCACUACCCUUGCUGCCGAUGGAGAUUACAAACACCCACGUAUCGCCGUUCAAUUUCGAUCAAUUGAACACGCGCGUGUUAUCAUUUGUUGAACGAUCGAGUCGUUUGAAUUUUUAACGAGUCGCAAAAAAGAUUCUCCCUCUUUCUCUCUAUCGAUGGAGCGCGAGACAUCAAUGAAGAGAAAAAUAUAGACGCUAUCGCUGGCGAAUAAUUUCACGCAAUGAUAUUGUCGCAUCAUCAAAGAGCGGUGGUGUUAUCGUGUUGAAUAAGUUAGUUUGUAGUCGGGCAGGUCGAGGAACGGUUCGCCGAAUCAUCGUUCACUGGAGUCGACUCCGGUCGUGAAUCCUUGAUAGAUAGAAAAGAAAAGAUGACGAUUAUAACGAUAAUGCUUAUUCGACCGAGACGAAGACUGUUCCCGACCGAGUGUCAUAUAUGCUUAGUUUACAUCGAAUGAUUGAAACUAAAUAGUAACUUUCUAAUAAAUAAUCUCAAUGUCGACAAUAUAUGUAUUAUAUAACGGUGUAUUAUAGUAUAAUACUCAUCAAGAAGAUGUAUCGAUUGAAAACAUCGUCGUUGACAUGCAUUGUCAAUAUUAAAAUUAUUUAAUAGAAGGUUAUUAUUUUCUAUAAAAUGUUCAAAAUAUAUCUCAGAGACAUCUUAGAAAUAUGUGAUAUCACACAUCUUUGGAACGUUUUUAGACUGUAUUUUCGGCAUUUUUGUUGUAUAAGUUAAUAUCAAACGUCCGAUGUAAACGAGGCAAUAGAGCGCUCAGCUGGACCGCAGCCCAGCCAAUCGAUCCGCGAAGUGUCCUUUCUCGCGAAGGACAUGUAUUCCCGAUUUUUUCCCCUCUUUUUUUCCGUUCGAGGCGUGCCCAACUGCCUUAAUCAGUGAGUUUUGAGCGAUCCACUGCCACAACGCGCGCAUUGCGUCGCGUCGCGUCAGCGAACGCAUUUUACUUUAGAAGAUAGAGCGAAAGUUCUCGAGACCCGCGUCUCUCACCGUAAUCGACAGGAGGUGACGUUUUACGUCGUCAAAAGCGAAGUUUCGAGUCUGCGGUGGACGCGCGGAGUCGCACUCGUGCAUUUCCCUAAUGUAUAUAGAUAGAUAAGUGAGACUCCGUCUCUCCACCCUUCUCUCCCUUCCUCCCUCCCUCCCCCUCUUUCUCUCUCAUAUUUCCUCUCUCGAAAUUACUGCGUAGAUUUUAAUAAUUUAUUCUAGCUAGAACGUCGUAAUUUAUAUAUAAAACAAUAUAAUAUACUACACAUGUAUGUCGCGCACGAUUUAACUCGUAUUAGCGUGAACACGCGUUUAGCGGAUAGUCCGAUAUCUCGAGUUUAGAGCGCGGGCAAGAGAGUGAGGAGAGAUGAGAGGGAUGCCCUUCCAACGAAGGGUCGGCAGGAUUCAGCUGGCACAGGGCCUGCCACGGCAACCGAUUAGUUUCGUAAUUUCGUCUCGAUUAUCGUAAAAGCCGCAAGGGAACAAGCAUUGUAAGAAGACUGUUAACGUCAAUUUCGAUAAGGAUCAUUAACUUAAAAGGUUACUCGUUAAAUUCGUCAGCGUGUUCUGUGAGCGAAACAUAAAUAAAUUCGAAUUUAAUACCUCAC
Molecule: messenger RNA, 11273 nt
Organism: Odontomachus brunneus
Lineage: Eukaryota; Metazoa; Arthropoda; Insecta; Hymenoptera; Formicidae
Product: C-Maf-inducing protein-like
Exons: 9
Coding region: 5160-8273 (1037 amino acids)
Source: RefSeq, a predicted model, not a curated record